Staurois parvus is the source of this 339-nucleotide messenger RNA. NCBI's taxonomy places the organism in Eukaryota, Metazoa, Chordata, Amphibia, Anura, Ranidae. The record is from the annotation of a GenBank genome assembly.
UUGGGGAGAUUUCCUUUUAAUUCCUGUCUCAGAGAUGCAACAAGAAGUGAGGCAAUUUCUACAUAGAUGAAGGAAUUCCCCUCUUAAAAGAAUUAUUGCUCCACUAUUCCUGUUCUGGUGACUACUAUAAAAAUUGGAAUUUACCUUCACUUGGUCUCAGUGGCGGACUGACAACUCAUGGGGCCCCUGGGCAAUAGGGAAUCAUGGGGCCCCUGUGUCCUUGACAAACUCAAAAAAGCCUAUGAAAAAGGUACCAGGGGCAUCUCAUGGGGCCCCCUACUGACCCCGGGCCCUCGGGCAGUGCCCGAGUUUCCAAAUGGUCAUUCCACCCCUGCUAUC